AUGGUUAAAUACAAACAUUUACCAACCAUCUUUACUGCGGUCGUAGCAAGCUUACAAGGUGUUGUUGCGGCCGGUGUCCCCAAAUUCGACAAGAGACAGGACUCCUUGGAUGACGAUGGCGACCUACCAGGAUUUAGUGACCCGGUACCGGUGGCGCCGCACCAGGUUUAUGAGUGGUAUAAUCGGACAGGCCUAGCUGGGUUUGGGAUGGCUAGAUUGGGUCCCAAUGCUACUGCCCAGGAAAGGUUGGAAACCCUCGGGCCCUACAAACCUGGGAGGUUCCAAGCGGCUCUCCAGAGCUGCCUCGAUGAUUUUGUCGAUGAAAGUCAAUAUUGUAUCACGAGAUAUGGUCAUAGCACUGAUCCUAAUCCAAAUGAAGAGGUAUCCAGCGCUCCUCAAGGCAGUACGGCAAUUCUUUGCUGCAAAGAGGGAUACACUGCAUACCUCUUCAAUUAUCGUAAUCGGAAUGCGGAGAAUCCUGAUGUUCGCAUCAAUUGCUAUCAUGCUGCCCUGAUUGCCAACGAGACUUUAAGCUCUCUCCUUAAUCAAGACACUAUGGGCCCCGUAUUUCAAGGCUCAGUAGAACCCGUAGUGCAGAUUGGGGAUAACUCGUCAAGCACAUUCAUGGCUAGAAGCUAUUGGAGCGAAGACAAAAGCUGGGGUAUCGAUAUUUAUUAUCUUGAAGGUGGCGGCAGUUCAAAUUCCACGAAUGAUACCAGCGAUGCCUGCCCUAUCGAAACUCCGUACACCUGGGUUACAAGAGGUAAAUGGGCAGAUCUAGACAAACCAGAGGAGAAUCCGGAAGAUCCCCCAGAAGAAACUCGCGACCCAUCCCCAACCAUGGAUCGUAUGGAUCCUGAAGAGACAACUACAGAUAUGAUGAAUCCUGAAGAGACGACUGCCGCCGAAGGAUCAACUAGUACUAUGGGGUUGAAUAGUACGGCUCCGACAGCAAGUGCGAUGAUGAGGUCGGCUUCAAUCACUGGAGAGGUUACGAUCCAAACCGCAAUCCCAGUACCUACGAGCGCAAUGUCAAUAGUUUCGACGACGCCCCAGCGAACGGGUACACCUGUUCGAAGUGCUACACCUGUCCCAACCGAUGACGACCUAAGCGACGGGAGCUUCUAA
This is a messenger RNA of Orbilia oligospora ATCC 24927, 1128 nucleotides long. RefSeq lists its product as uncharacterized. The transcript has a single exon. The record is from RefSeq and is a predicted model, not a curated record. The coding region runs from base 1 to 1128 and encodes 375 amino acids. NCBI's taxonomy places the organism in Eukaryota, Fungi, Ascomycota, Orbiliomycetes, Orbiliales, Orbiliaceae.